AGGUACAACAUCUGUUUAUUUGAGAACACUUGUAUCCAGUCCUUACAACUUUUCUUCAAAUACCUCAGUAGUAUCAGGUAGCAUUGAGAACCUGUAUCUAAAGGAGAACCAGGAGAACAUUAAGAACAUUAAGACCUAACCCUAGAUACCAGAAGAACCUACAGAACUUUGAGAAACUGCAGAACAAGGAGAACCUAUAGAACAAGUAGAACCUACAGAACAAGGAGAACCUACAGAACAAGGAGAACCUGAAGAACAAGAAGAACUAGGAAAACAAGAAGAACCUACAGAACAAAGAGAACUUGCAGAACAAGGAGAACCUGCAGAACAUGGAAAACCUGUCAGAACAAGGAGAACCUACAUAACAAGAACAAGAAGAACCUACAGUACAAGGAGAACUUGCAGAACAAGGAGAACCUGAAGAACAAGGAGAAUCUGAAGAACAAGGAGAACCUGAAGAACAAGGAGAAUCUGAAGAACAAGGAGAACCUGAAGAACAAGGAGAACCUGCAGAACAAGUAGAACUUGCAGAACAAGUAGAACUUGCAGAACAAGUAGAACUUGCAGAACAAGGAGAACCUGCAGAACAAGGAGAACUUGCAGAACAAGGAGAACUUGCAGAUCAAGGAGAACCUGCAGAACAAGGAGAACCUGCAGUACAAGGAGAACCUGCAGAACAAGGAAGAACCUGUAGAACAAUAAUAACCUACAGAGCAAGGAGAACCUACAGAACAAGGAGAACCUACAGAACAAGGAAGAACCUGUAGAACAAGGAGAAUUAGGAGAGCAAGAAGAACCUGCACUUGCAUAACAAGGAGAACCUGCAGAAGAAAGAGAGCCUUCAAUACACGGAAACUCUUUAGAACCUUGGAACCGAAACUUUAAUACCUGAACCUAGAAGAACCAAACCAAUCUGAAAAUCCGGGAUCUAAAGAAGUGAGAUUUUCAAAAUUUGAAAAUUAUAAAACCGACUAAAUAACGGAAGUGUGUUAAACAAAGUUAUAAAGUUGACACGAAAUCAACAUUAUUGUUAGUUUGGAUAAAAACGACAAAUAAUCGAGAAAACUAGAUGAGAUAUCUCAGCAGUGUAUAAGAUGACUCAUCAUUGAUGUAUAUAUUAUGAAAUAUGCAAAGGUUUCAACUGUUAUAAAAUGAGAGGAAGAAGUAAAAGUUACUCAGAUCUAUCCACCCUACUCCCCCCUUGUAUCCAUACUGUAUCCUGUAUACAGAAGCUUGUCUGUCUCCCUCGGGUCUCCUUGGUUAUACCUUGUGUUAGAUGUUUGUGUUCAAGAGAUACAAAGAGAAGACGGUCUGUGUUCUAUACUAACCUAGAGAUAGGUUUAUCAGAUGAUUCUGAUUUCUCAGACGAUAAUCUGAUUUUUAAUCAAUCCAUGAAAACCAUCCAAGUUAAGCAGACGCAGCAUUACGAACAGCAAGUUGGGAAAUUAAAAUGGAAACAGGAACUGUUGAAGAAUAUUCGAACUAAACAGGAACACUGGAUUAAGAAUAGGCUAGCUGAAGGCAAGAAACAGGAAAAUGUGUUUUCUAACUCAUCGUCAGGACAAAAUUGGAAACAGGAGGAGGAGAAGCUGAGCUCUUGUAUUCAAAAGAAACAGGAGAGAAAUAUAUCCAGCAACUCAAAACCAUUGAAAAGGGACAACAAAGCAAUGAUACAGGGUCGAGAAGCAAGGAUACAGGGCGGAGAAUCAAGGAUACAGGGCGGAGAAUCAAGGAUACAGGGAGUAGAAACAAGACUACAGGGCGGAGAAUCAAUACAGGUCGGAGAAUCAAGAAUAAAGGUAGGAGAAUCAAGGAUACAGGGCGGAGAAUCAAUGAUACAGGGCGGAGAAUCAAGAUUACAGGGCGGAGAGGCAAGGAUACAGGAGGGAGAAGCAAUAAUACAGGGCGGAGAAUCAAGAAAACAGGGCGGAGAAUCAAGGAUACAGGGCGGAGAAUCAAGACUACAGGGCGGAGAAUCAAGGAUACAGGAGGGAGAAGCAAGAAUACAGGGCGGAGAAUCAAGAAUACAGGUCCGAGAAUCAAGGAUUGAUGGCAAAGAAUCAAGGAUACAGGGCGAAGAAGCAAGGUUGCAGGGUGUAAAAGCAAGCAUUGAUGGCGAAGAAUCAAGGCUCCAGGGCGGAGAAGAUGUAUCUAAGAUACCGAACGGAAAAUCAAGGAUAGAAGAGGGAUAUAUUCACACGAAACAUUGGUAUGAGGAAACUAGUAAAUCCUGCGGGAAUUAUACUCACGCUACAGGGAAACUGUGUGGUUGGGAGGUGGGGAAUCUUCCAGGAGGGGAGGGGAAAACUAACAACAUAUAUUCACACGGAAUAUCAGUUGGUUUUCAACCAUCGUGUGGUACAGACAUGACUAGCCGUGCUCCACCAACAAGAACAAGAACUCGAAUAUACAGAGAUAAGAGCAAAGAAAGGACACUGCUCUCCUCCAAGAACUCGUUUAACUCUUCCUUUAAGAAGAGGAAUGAAGAGAACAAGAAGACAAGAUUAGGAAUAGCGAUUGCGGACAACUUUCCUAGUCCUUAUGAUAAGGAUGGGCUGCCCUUUAGGCAGGGAGAUUGUAUCGAGAUUAUAAGUAUGGAUGCUACUGGUCUAUGGCGGGGUAAGGUGGGAGGACGGAUUGGAGUGUUUAAGUUUAUCUAUGUACGAGUAUGCACUGAAGAGGAAGAGGAGAAAAUAUUAAACCGGAAACAUCAGGAUAUCAGUUUGGAAGAGUUUCUAUGUUCCGGUAAUCUAUCGAAUCUUGUUCCUAUUUUAACUCUGAAUGGAUAUGAUACUUUAAACCAUCUAGUUUAUAUGUCACAGGCUGAGUUUGAGUAUCUAGGAAUAUGUUCAAGUUUACAGAAAACUAUUUUCAACAAUCUUAAUAAACUCUCAACUCAGUCAAACUCUUCUAACUCAGAGGGUUCUGUUAACUCAAAGGACUCAGAAGAUUCUGGAAAAUCCAGCUCGGACUUAUCAGUCAACUCAGAUUCAGUUAACUCUUUGUUUUCGGAAGAUUCUGCCGAUUUGGUGAACUCAGAUUUAGUGGGUUGUGAAGCCUUUAACUCUGAAUACUAUGUGAACUCUUAUUAUAACGAAGAGUUUUCUGACCUCUCUUCACCUGAAGAACUCUCCAGUGAUAUCAACGCUAACUCUUGUUCUCCUUGUACCUCUUCUUUAUAUAGAACUAAAGAGGCGAUGGAUACAAGGUCCACAGUGGUGAAACCUUCAAACACAGUGGUUAAACCUACGAACGCAGAGGUUAAACCUUCAAGCACAGUGGUUAAACCUCAACUAUCCAAACCAAGCUCAUUUCUUUACUCAUUUAACUCUAAUUCUAGUUUUAUUUCAAGUAUUGAUAUCUAAAACCAAACUUUUUGCUUAAAAUCCAGAAGUGCACAUUGUAAAAAUAUUUUCUGUAUAUUUAUUUAUUUAUACUAUUAUGUUUUUGAUAGUGAAGUAAUUAAAAGUUUUUAGAAGGGAUCAAUCCUAUACUUGGUUUGGGAUCAAUCCUAUACUUGGUUUAUAAUGAGUGUUAGUGAACCCUUCAAUUUAAAAUAUUUGAUUCUUUUAUGUCGAAUUGUUUUUGUUUUUUUCAUUGCAGGAU
Messenger RNA from Eurytemora carolleeae, 3606 nucleotides. RefSeq lists its product as uncharacterized. The record is from RefSeq and is a predicted model, not a curated record. Lineage: Eukaryota; Metazoa; Arthropoda; Copepoda; Calanoida; Temoridae. Gene Ontology annotation, molecular function: protein binding. The transcript has 5 exons. The coding region runs from base 1152 to 3365 and encodes 737 amino acids.